GGGAGAGCGUACCGCCUCAGAGCCUCAAGCUGCCCUUCACAGCAAACGCAAAGCACUAGCGCUUGUUCGUCUUCCUCCUCCCCCGCUGCUGCUGCUUUCACCACUCUCGCAGACAACACAGCAGAGAGUGCAGUGAAUGAGGAGGGUGAAAAUAGGAACAUGGAAACCGAAAAAAAAGGAGCGAGAGGCAAACUGGGGGAAGGAUAUCAACACCAGAGCAUGUGAUCAAAAAGAAAGCUCGAGAGGAAACAAACAGGAAUAGAAGAAAAAGCAGAACUGUCCAACCACUGGCUCUCUACUUUCUCUUGCCAAAGGUAGAAGAAGCAGCACCGUUAGCAUGAAGCCUCGGGGGACAAUGCGCCAAGGAAGAUGGAGAGACUGCAACACUUCAGCUCCGACACAUGUCCCACUGACACAUGCAAACCUAGACACAUGCAUGUGGUAGAAAGCCACGCGUGAAUACCACAUUAUUCCGUGUUUUUUGGGCAACAGCCUCAUGUGGGUUGGGUUAAAGAAGAUUCGACGCACGAGGGGGAAACAAAUGGAGGAAGCACAAGCUGGUUGUGAUUGUGAUGUAGCUAUAGGCACACUGACCAAGAGGGCGAUGCAUCACAUUCAAGAACCAUGGCAGCCAGAGAGAGAUGAGGAUUCUAACGGGCAAUCACAUGACAUGCAACGGCAGAGCGGAAUAACAGCUGGCUUGUCAGACAAAUCAUUGUCUGGGAUUGCCAUGUGAUCAACAUAAAUGUGAAAUGAGAGAUCAACUCUUACCCCUUGAGCAAUCCGGCGGAUAAAUCAGCCUCCAGGGGUUCAGGACUUUUCAGAAGGCAAUCGGCUUUACAAACGCGACAACUGUGUGAGUGAUUCGGUCCAGUUGGAACCAUGCAGUGGAGACGGCGGCAUUGCUGUACGUACGCAGCUAACUUCCUCUAUCUCCUCUCACUGUUGGGCUUACUGGUGUUUCUGGUCCACCUGCCUAAGUUCACGGGUAUGCAGUGGUGGAGGGGUCACCCCGUGGUGUUCGGGGAUGGUGAACUUCAUACCACCAAAGCCAAAUGGAACAUGAGCGCCCCGCAUUCAGCGUGGAGGUUUGUCAUUGUUCCUCAGCCAACAUUCAAACCCGAUGCCAACAUGAGCACCCCUGAGAAGGAUGCCGUCUACUCUCCUCAAGGGGACCCGAGUUUUGACAACACUCUGGCAGCCAACACUACCCAAAGUGUAGAGGAAGAUCUUAGUGCCACUGUAACCCAAGGACCAUUCACAUAUAUCAUCAACGAGCCAGACAAAUGCGCAGACGGCAGACCCGCGCCAUUUCUGGUGUUGCUGAUAGCCACAGAGGCUCGGCAGGUGGAGGCAAGAAACGCCAUACGACAGACAUGGGGGAACGAGAGCGUGGCGCCGGAUGUGGGAUUCAUCCGUCUUUUUCUGCUGGGGAAAAAUUACGGAGAGCUGGGACUUCUACAGCAAAAGAUGCUGCAGGCAGAAAGCCGGAGGCAUCAUGAUAUCAUUCAGCAGGACUUUUUGGAUUCUUACAAAAACCUGACCUUCAAGACGUUAAUGGGAAUAAACUGGGUGGCAAUUCACUGCCCACAAGCCGGAUACGUUAUGAAGACGGACAGCGACAUGUUCGUCAACACGGAGAACCUUGUCUACAAGCUGCUCGGACCAGAACAGCAGCUCCGGAAGAACUACUUCACGGGCAAUAACAUGAGGAACUUUGCACCCAACCGGAACAAAAACAGCAAGUGGUACAUGCCGCCUGAGUUGUACCCGGGCGACAAGUAUCCCACCUUCUGCUCUGGUACCGGUUACGUCUUUUCCGGAGACUUGGCCAUGAAAAUCUAUCGCACUUCGCUAAGAAUUCGCCACCUGCAUCUGGAGGAUGUGUAUGUCGGAGUGUGUCUGGCCAAGCUCCGGAUUGAGCCCACUCCGCCGCCCAAUGAGUUCCUGUUUAACCACUGGCGUGUUUCUUACUCAAGCUGCAAGUACAGUCAUCUCAUAACAUCACAUGGGUUCCAUCCGAAUGAACUGCUGAAAUACUGGCAUCACUUGCAGAGCAACAAACGCAAUGCUUGCAUCAACAUAUCGAGAGCAGGGAGGACACACUCCAACAGAAUGAACAGAGAGAGACCGGCUCAAUAACAGAAAAUAUCAUUAAACACUCUUUGUUUGAAUACAAUAAUGAUAUCUCAGCUUACUCUGUUCUUACUUUGACAUCAAGCACACAAACCAUAUGGUGACUUCCAGCUUCUGUAUAUGUCGUGUAAAAACUCAAGUGUUCUAAAAUGUUAGCAAUUUUGUACAAAAGACAAAAUGUUUAUAUGUCAAACCACUGGAGGGUUUAAGUACACAGGUAUAUUUUAAAAUAAUCUGUGUCACUGUGGUGCAAGCCUACUGUUUUGCAAUAAUGUUUGUGUUUUAUAGAUGCUUCCUUAUAGAUAGAGGCUGUUCAAAAAGUAGAGUGGACAUGGCACAAUGCAAAUAAACCAUUCCCCCUGUGCA
This is a messenger RNA of Eleginops maclovinus (Patagonian blennie), 2502 nucleotides long. RefSeq names its product beta-1,3-galactosyltransferase 2-like. Lineage: Eukaryota; Metazoa; Chordata; Actinopteri; Perciformes; Eleginopidae. Gene Ontology annotation, molecular function: N-acetyl-beta-D-glucosaminide beta-(1,3)-galactosyltransferase activity. The record is from RefSeq and is a predicted model, not a curated record. Gene Ontology annotation, cellular component: Golgi membrane. The coding region runs from base 883 to 2142 and encodes 419 amino acids. The transcript is spliced from 2 exons.